AUGGGCGCCAAGGCCGUCGGUCUGACGGGGCUGAGAUUCAGAACGGAGAUGGGUUUCCACCCCGGGAAGGUCGAGGCCUACGUUCGGAAUGACAUCAAAGAGGGUGGUUUUAGAAGGGGGUUGAAGGAGAGAGAAAAUAAGAGGGAGAAAAAUUUCAAGCGCCUUCAGUUCCCAGUCAGGUUGGCUUUGGCCAUGACUAUCAAUAAAGCCCAGGGACAGUCUCUCAGAGUGGCUGGCAUCAACUUGGAGCAACCUUGCUUUUCUCACGGGCAGCUUUAUGUGGCGUGCUUAAGAGUGGGCUCUCCAGAACGCCUGUUCAUUUUGUUACCAGAAGGAAAAACAAAGAACAUAGUCUACCAAAAGGCUCUCUAG
This is a messenger RNA of Macrobrachium nipponense, 372 nucleotides long. RefSeq lists its product as uncharacterized. The coding region runs from base 1 to 372 and encodes 123 amino acids. Gene Ontology annotation, cellular component: replication fork. Lineage: Eukaryota; Metazoa; Arthropoda; Malacostraca; Decapoda; Palaemonidae. Gene Ontology annotation, biological process: DNA replication. The transcript has 2 exons. The record is from RefSeq and is a predicted model, not a curated record.